Messenger RNA from Spinacia oleracea (spinach), 2726 nucleotides. RefSeq lists its product as uncharacterized. Bases 221 to 2428 code for a protein of 735 amino acids. The transcript has 11 exons. NCBI's taxonomy places the organism in Eukaryota, Viridiplantae, Streptophyta, Magnoliopsida, Caryophyllales, Amaranthaceae. Gene Ontology annotation, molecular function: protein binding. The record is from RefSeq and is a predicted model, not a curated record. Gene Ontology annotation, biological process: response to endoplasmic reticulum stress.
UCGCGCUUCAUAAACCCAUUUCUGCACUCUGUUACACCUCCACCUUUUCCACUACCUCCAACGGAAAAACUUCCACCAUUUUCUCUCUCCUCUACUCUACACUCACUUUCUCUCUCCUCAACUCCGCCCUUACUUCCACCUUUCCACGCCCGAGAAUUUCGCCUCUCUCUUUUCAAGUGUUGCCGGGGACGCCGGGAAUUGCUUUUGAUCGUCUAUAAGGAUGGGUGCUGGUAGAAAGACAGAAUCUGUCGUGUUGCAGAAUAAGCCACCUCCGCAGCAGACAAUUAAUCAUCAUCCCUGGUCGGCUCGUGGUUUACUGAAGAAGGACCUGGCUGCUGUAAUAUUUGGAUGCAAGUAUUCCACUAUGAAUGAAUGCCAUUUAAAACUGUUAUUUGGCUUACCCGAAGCACAUUUUAAGUAUGUGCACCAUGUUACUCCAGGCAUGCCUCUUUUCCUAUUCAACUACAGUGAUAGGAAACUUCAUGGGAUAUAUGAGGCAAUAUCUCCUGGACAACUGAAUAUUAAUCAAUAUGCCUGGACCUUAGAUGGCGAAAAACAUACCCCUUUCCCCGCACAGGUUCGUGUGAAGGUUCGUACGCAGUGCCGCCCUCUAAGUGAAGAGCAGUACAAGCCUAUUCUUGUUAAUAAUUACAGCAGCCAUGAGCCGAACCAUUUUUGGUUUGAGUUGGACAAAAUUCAAACCAAUAAGUUAAUCUCUUUGUUCUUAGCUUCUCCAAUUAGCCAAAGUGUUGCUGUCCCUCGCAUUACAGCUAAGUCGGGUACUCUGUUUAAACAACCUGUUGCUCCAAUUGUUCACCAAGAAGUUUGCAACUUGGGAAAUGGUAAAGGUAAACAAAGAGUGGCAGCUGCAGCGGAUCAAGAUGUAGUGGAGAAGCAGCGAAAUGUUGCUACUUUCCAUGAAGGGAAAUCGUGGAGCUCUUUGUUUAAACACCUGUCCGAUUCUACUUCGAAAAAGAAAGAUGAAGAUUCCAAUAGUGAGGGUUUUUCCAACAUGUCAGAAGAUGAAGCUUCUCCCGCUAUGUCUGAAGAUGUUAGCGUGGAUGAAACUCCUCCUGUUAUGUCCGAAGCCAUUUAUGUGGAUGAAGCUCCUUCUCUUAUGUUCGAAGCCAUUUGUGCUGGUGAAGCUCUUGACGUGUCAGAAAAAAGUCAUAUGACCUGUGUUGAUGAAGCACAUUUUCCAUCAGAAGUGAGUUGUUUUAUUCCGUCAGAAGUUGAUUAUUUUGUUGAGGAAAUCAGUUCACACUUGCAGUCAAGUGAUCAUAUUGGUGUAAUUAAGUUGAUCCAGGCAAUCGGGGAGAUGAAAGCAUUACAGUUGGAUCAAACACGGAAAAUCCAGAGCUUGGAGCAGGAUUUGGUAGAAACCAAAAAAAGAGUUCAUGAGUUGGAAAACUUUCAUCGGGAAUCGGGGAAGUACAUACCCUCUCAUUCAACUGUAGAAACCAAAAAAAGAAUUCAUGAGUUGGAAAACUUUCAUCAGGAAUCGGGGAAGUUCAUACCCUCUCAUUCAACUGUGCAUGUUGAGGACUCGCAGUUCCAGAGUAUUUCUCAAGAUUCCUGUCACUCCAUGCUUUUAGUGGGCGGAUUUAGUGGCUCCUCCUGGCUACAGAACUUGGAUUUGUACGUGCCUUCCAAGGAUGUGAUAACAUCUCUUGAACCAAUGAGUUCUAUCCGGCCAUAUGCUUCGGUGGUGAAACUUAAGGAUGCAUUAUAUGUUUUAGGAGGAGGAUAUGGUACAUCCUGGUAUGACACAGUUGAUUCCUACAACUUGGAAUACAAUAAAUGGAUGAGUUGCCCUUUGUUGACUAAGAAGAAAGGCAGUAUGGCAGGGGUCUCUCUCGAUGACAAAAUCUAUGCUAUAGGCGGUGGAAAUGCGAAUGACUGUUUCUCAGAAGUAGAAAUACUUGAUCUGAAUAUUGGAAGAUGGGUCCGCACCAGAUCAAUGGUGCAAGAGAGGUUUGGCCCAGCUGCAGCACGAUUGAAUGGGGCACUCUAUGUUACUGGGGGAUAUGACGGUCAUGAAUACCUAGGGUGCAUGGAAAGAUUUGACCCUCGUGCAUAUUCAUGGACUAAAUUGAGGAGUAUGAACACAAGAAGAGGAUGCCACUCUGUGAUUGUUAUGAAUGAAAAGUUGUAUGCCAUUGGUGGUUAUGAUGGAGCUCAAAUGGUGCCGACUGUUGAAGUUUACGAGCCUCGUGUUGAUUCAUGGACAAUGGUUGAGUCGAUGAACUAUGCCAGAGGAUAUAUGGGUAGUGUGGCUCUCGGAAACACUAUCUAUGCGAUAUGUGGGAUGCAUGAUAGCGAAGAGAUCUUGGAUACGGUGGAGUGUUAUUCAGAAGGUAAAGGAUGGCAACUAGCCAACCUGAAUUCCAUUGGGCAAAGAUGUUUUCUCUCAGCUGUUGCGUUGUGAUAUGACUAUUGACUAUUGAGAACCUUUGUGAACAAAAAGGUUGUAUAUUACAUGAUUAACGUGUUAAUAGUUAACCGAUUACUUAAACCUGUAUUACGAGGACACAGAAGUUGUAGUUAAUAGUACUUGUAACUGUGUUUAUUGCGGGUUGGCUAUUGUUCAAGCCAAUAUUAGCGUUCUACCCCCCUACAUGGCUACAUGAUAAUACAACUGUGUUAAGUACUAGUGAAACACAUGAUAGGACAAAAUUAUUGUUUAGUCCAUAAUUAUUGGAGUAUUCUGUGUUCUUUCCUUGGAA